AGGCCGGGCGCUCCGGAAGCGGCCGGGAGGUGUUCGCCGGUAGCGGAGUCCUGUGUUCCCUGGACCGACGACAUCGUUUAUUGCAACCAAGCGCGCCAAUUGAAGCGCGUGUCCGCUCCUCGCUCAGUCGAACAAUGCAUGAGCCGUAUCGCGAUGUUUGCCAAAUAAUGUUUCAAUUUUUUUAAAGAGAUCAUAUAGGUUUAUAUUCUCUUUUUGCUCGAAAGUGUAAAAAAUGCUGACUUUUUGUUUAUUCGCGAUUACCUCGUUUGGUUCUUGUGUUAUUGCCCAGGAUGUAAUUACAGUGGAAGCGGUGUUAGGGCAGAGCGCAGAGCUUCCAUGUAAUGUUACCGCCGAUAAAGAAGACGACACACUCAACAUAUUGGCAUGGUAUAGGAACGGUUCUAGUACAGCGUUUUAUAGCAGUCGCGACCUUCGCGGGGGGUCCGGCAGCAUAAUGUCACCAAGCAACAGAUACCGAUUACUGAAUUCAGAAGAAGAAGGACUGGAUAGCUUAGAAAUUCUAAAAGUGAGGUCGUCGGAUGCAGGUCUCUAUCACUGCAACGCUGACUUCAAAAGUAGCCCUGCUCGAAAAACAUACGUGCAACUGGCGGUUAUUGAACCGCCGCAAAAACUGUGGGUAAUUCAUGAGAAUGGCACUCGAGUAGCGACAGCCAACGCUGGCUCGAAUACGAGCAGAAAUAUUGGUCCUUACUACGUUGGAGAUACUAUACAUCUCUUUUGUGUUGCGUUUGGAGGGAAACCACAACCAUCAUUAUCCUGGUGGUCGGAACAACGUUUAUUAAAGAACACAACAACUCCGCUAUCAGAACAACGUGUCCGAGGCGAUCUGAGAUUCGGUCCAUUGAGCCGGGAGCACCAUGGACGUGUGUUUACUUGUUUUGCUAAAAAUAAUGACAGAACACCUCCGCUUUGUAUUGACAUUUCAAUUGAGAUGUUUUUACCCCCAGAGCUGGUGACCAUAAGAGUAGGAAGUGAGAAAAGUGACUCGGUAUUCAGUGGACGCGCCCACUCUGGAGAUGUAUUGACGUUACAGUGUCGCGUGCUCGGCGCCAGACCCUUACCAACAGUCAUAUGGAGAAUGGAUGAUUCACAGCUAUUGAAUCUAGAACAGAAUAUCACGAUGGAACCUUCACAACAAUUAAUGGUAAAUGAGAUUCAGUUAAGUAUAUCCGCUGAAUAUGACGAGUCUCGUAUCACUUGUUGUGUGCCGGUUUACCGCAGAGACUCGGAGGAGUACGUGUGUGCUAUUGGUCAACAUUUAACUGUCCUGUAUCCACCGAAGUUGCAUAUAUCAAUAACUGAUACUUUGGAAAAUAACACGUUAUCAGUCAUUAAAGGUUCAAACGUGUCCAUGAAUUGUAGUUUUGAAGCUAACCCAUCUGUUUUUCAAUUGAUUUGGUUUCAUGAGGAAUCCAUAUUAAGCCAUACUACAGAUCAAACAAUGGUAUCCUUACACCCAAGUCUUGAGUUAACCGCGGUGUCCGAGGCUGAUGCCGGUGAAUACGUAUGCGCUGCUACUAACGACGAAGGGUCCUCCUACAGCGAGCCUAUUAUCAUUGAUAUCGUGUUCCCGCCGUAUUGUGAGGACGAAAGCGUUGUAGAGUAUGGUGUGGUAGCCGAAGACAGCAUUAACAUAACAUGCAAAGUGAAGGCGAACCCGGAGCCCUCGUCCUACCGCUGGCUUCUCGUCAGCGAGAUGGACGGCACCAAGCUGCACUCCAACCAGUCACAUACCGUGGAAACUGAAGGCGACACUCUAGUCUAUCAGAGACCGAAUUGCACUACAACAUUAAUAUACUGCUGGGGAUUGAAUUCAGUAAAGAACAGUGAUCUGCCGCAAACCAAGUGCACGUUCAUGGUAACGGAUGAAACAAUCCCCCAACCACCAAGUAAUUGUGUCGCUGUGAAGAACACACAAAGAGAUAUAACUGUCACUUGUGACCCGGGACAUGAUGGAGGCCUCCCGCAGAAGUUUAUGUUCACCGUGAAGUCAUUAGAUUCUGAAGAGCAAAUCCUUUCUAUCGUAAAUCAAGAGCCGACGUUUAUGAUCCAAGAACCUAAAGAAGAUUAUAAAUUUGUACUAGUAGCUAUUAACGAUAAAGGUGAAAGCAAAUUAAUGGAAAUCUUAAGAGAGGACAUUGUUGAUGAGAGUAUUGAUGCCCGCAACACGAUAAGCGCGGUGACGAACAUUACAACGCUCGCAUUGGCGCUGUGCGGCGGUGUAGCGCUGCUCGCGCUGGCCGCGUGCGGGCUUGUGCUGUGCGCGCACGAGCGCAGCGAGCGCGCCGACAUGCCGCGCGACCGCCGUGACCCACCGCUUUGUGCUUAUAACACUGAUGAAUCUAACUGUGAAACUUAUAACGACAGCGAAGACGGGAGCGAUUGCAACAUCAGACGAACCGAGUCCUUUCGGAGAGCCAUGGGCAAGUACACACCAAAGAACUGUGAUGUGAGAAGAACCAGCUCAUUUCACUCGGCGAGAUAUCUGCACGAUAUUGCAGAUCAUGAGCCAAAACGCGUUGAAUCCAGGCAUGCUGGUUGUAGAGUCCAUUCGCUACAAAACAUUAGCAGGAAAAAGGAGAUGGACGUUCUCUGUGACCAUCUCGUUAUGCAUCUUCCACCUGAUACAAACUAUAAUGUGCCUAAACCGAUGAACACGUUCUACACAAUGCCGCGGAAAGCGAGACACAGAUUACAAAAGGAGAUCAGCGACGAAACGUCUGAAAUAACGCAAGCUUCAGAUGGUUUCUCACUCCCACCGCCGCCAGACGAGUUUGGAACGUAUCGAGCUGCAACCAGAAUAAAGGACAUACCAACAAAAUCCACCCCCACAUACACUACUAUCAUACGACAAAACUCCGGAAAGAAUUUAAAUAAAUAUGGUAAUACCAUAUCGCCUAUGAAUACUGUAGGAUUGCCUAGUAUAAGUGGACAUCAACCUAGCCUUUAUACUUAUCCGGAUGACGACCAUCAGGUAAACAGAAAUCCUUUUGAUGACGAACACUAAUUGAUGUUUAAUAUUCUUAAUAAUCUUUUGUAUUUUUUUUUGUUGCAUCGGCUUACCAGACGGGUUUGGGUGUUGGCAACAAUACGUAUAUUUAAACAAAUCUUAAUGCCAAAGUGUAAUAAUAAGUAUUAGAAAAUGUAAUAAAAUGUAAAGAAUAUAAAAACAAUUAUAAAUCGGAUAACGUGCAAGCGUUAAAGUGAUCCUAGUCGUGAUAGAAAGUUUUACACAGAUUUUUUUC
This is a messenger RNA of Zerene cesonia (dogface butterfly), 3266 nucleotides long. Its product is annotated as hemicentin-1-like. Bases 233 to 3028 code for a protein of 931 amino acids. Lineage: Eukaryota; Metazoa; Arthropoda; Insecta; Lepidoptera; Pieridae. The transcript has 15 exons. The record is from RefSeq and is a predicted model, not a curated record. Gene Ontology annotation, molecular function: protein binding.